Messenger RNA from Zalophus californianus (California sea lion), 9105 nucleotides. It is a transcript of the gene FREM1, whose product is annotated as FRAS1 related extracellular matrix 1. Gene Ontology annotation, biological process: cell communication. Gene Ontology annotation, cellular component: membrane. NCBI's taxonomy places the organism in Eukaryota, Metazoa, Chordata, Mammalia, Carnivora, Otariidae. The coding region runs from base 495 to 6968 and encodes 2157 amino acids. The transcript has 38 exons. The record is from RefSeq and is a predicted model, not a curated record.
CUUUCCUCCUCCUUGCGGAUUGCGGAGCAUCUUGUCUGAAUUUGAAUAAAAACCUUUCCGGGGAGGAAGGCAUGUGUUUGAAGAAAAGAGGUUCAGGGAGAAAAAAGUGUUUGAAGAGUUUGAAGGGGGAGUCCUGAGGCUUGGCAGUCGGGAAGUUUCCAAAGCCGAAGCAGCCGCCGCCGCCGCCGCCGCCGCCUUGGACAGGACCAGCAAGGACAGUGGAGUGAGAUUAGAAAAGCACUUGGGAGGCACCUUCAUCUUGCCGGCGUUGUCAGGAGUGAUCAGCAAGUUUUAUUAAAAGCCCUGGGAUUGCCUGAAAAGCCUCCUUGUCUGGGUUUGAAAUGAAAGGGACAUGUUAAGAUCUUGGGGCACAUUUGUCAGGACCCCUUGCCCUGCCCCUUGGACUAUGAGCUAACAUCUCUGGAGGAAGCACAGAAGCCCUCUUUUGUUGAAGGGAUUUCGCCGGUGGACAAACGGAGUUGGCCCCUGACAGCAUGAGCGCUCUGACCUGGGGUGGGCCCUGUGCUUUGCCCCUGCUGUUGCUCCUAGGCUGGGCCGGUGCCACCUUCAUCAGCCUUAACCGUGGGCUCAGGCUGCUGAAGGGCAGCUCUGCCUACCUGUCGGGAGAUGACCUGAAGUUUGCCAUCCCCAAAGAAAAAGAUGCUUGCAAAGUGGAAGUUGUGAUGAACGAGCCAAUGACUCAAAGGGUUGGGAAACUCACCCCACAGGUCUUUGACUGCCAUUUCCUUCCCAAUGAAGUAAAGUAUAUUCACAAUGGUUGCCCGAUUCUUGAUGAAGACACAGUGAAGCUUAGAUUAUACAGAUUUACUGAGACAGAUACCUUCACAGAAACCUUUAUCCUGCGGGUCUUUCUCCUGGAACCUGACUGUAACAUCAUCCGUAGGAGUAACAAUGUCCUGGAGGUGUCUGAAUUCUAUGGCCUGUCCAGAGCCAUUGAUAAGAACCUGCUCAGAUUUGAUUAUGAGAGGACAGCCGGCCUAGAGUGUACAGUCAGGCUGGAUCCUGUGGGAAGCCGGCUGCCAGCCCAUGGUCAGAUGGUCCUGCUGGAACCUCGGCCAGAAAAACCUCGUGGAGAUCAGCCACACAGUUUUUUCCCGGAGUCUCACCUGGGAACAGAGCUGAGAUGUCCAGGUGGAAGCUGUGCCCUGGGACUGAAGAAAAUGGGAAGUGUCAAUGUGAGCUGUGAGGAGUUCUUGUUGAUGGGGCUUCGUUAUCAACACACGGAUCCCCCUUCUCCCAACAUUGACUACAUCUCUAUCCAGCUGGACCUCACAGAUGGCAGGAGCAAAAUUGUAUACAAGUCAGAGAGUGCGUGGUUGCCCGUCUAUAUCAGAGCUGGCUUUCCUAAUCAGAUUCCAAGGGCCGCGUUCAUGGCCAUGUUAAUUCUGGAAGUGGAUCAGUUCAUCCUGACCUCCUUGACUACAUCCGUCCUGGACUGUGAAGAGGAUGAGACCCCUAAGCCCUUGCUGGUGUUCAACGUUACGAAAGCCCCGCCCCAGGGCUACGUGACUCAUCUGUGGGAUCACACCAGACCGGUCUCCUCGUUCACCUGGAAAGAUCUGAGUGACAUGCAGAUAGCCUACCAGCCACCGAACAGCAGCUAUUCUGCGCGGAGACAUUACGAGGUGGAGGUGGAGGUUUAUGACUUCUUCUUCGAAAGGAGUGCACCUAUCACCGUCCACAUCUCCGUCAGAACAGCAGAUACAAAUGCCCCCCGAGUGUCCUGGAACACAGGUCUGAGUCUUCUAGAGGGGCAGUCUCGGGCCAUCACUUGGGAACAGUUUCAGAUUGUCGACAAUGAUGACAUCCACGCUGUCCAGCUGGUCACCGUGGGCGGCCUGCAGCAUGGACGGCUUACACUAAGAGGUGGGAAAGGAUUUCUCUUCACUGUGGCUGACCUUCAGGCUGGAGUUGUUCGCUAUCAUCAUGACGACAGUGACUCCACCAAAGACUUUGUGAUCUUCAGGAUAUUCGAUGGCCAUCAUAGCAUCCGCCAUAAGUUUCCCAUCAACAUCUUGCCCAAAGAUGACAGUCCCCCAUUCCUCAUAAGCAACAUUGUGAUUGAACUGGAGGAGGGGCAGACCAUACUGAUCCAGGGUUCCAUGCUGAGAGCAUCAGACAUGGACUCCAGUGAUGACUACAUCUUCUUUAAUAUCACGAAACCUCCUCAGGCUGGAGAGAUCAUGAAGAAGCCAGGGCCAGGGUUGAUAGGCUAUCCUGUCUCUGGCUUCCUUCAGAGGGAUCUAUUUAAUGGCAUCAUUUACUAUCGUCACUUUGGUGGAGAGAUCUUUGAAGACUUUUUUGAAUUUGUCCUGUGGGACAGCCAUGAACCUCCAAAUCUCUCAGUGCCACAGGUGGUGACCAUCCAUAUCACUCCAGUGGAUGACCAGGUUCCAAAAGAGGCUCCUGGAGUUUCUCGGCAUUUGGUUGUCAAGGAAACGGAGGUGGCCUACAUAACUAAGAAACAUCUACAUUAUAUAGAUACAGAAUAUGACAGGGAGCUUCUCUACAUGAUAACGACACCUCCGUUUUUCUCUUUCGGCCACAGACAUCUGGAUGCUGGGAAAUUGUUUACGGUCGACAGCAUUCCAAAGCUGACCAAAAAUCCUGCAGCGCCGGGGCUGAGAUCAUUCACUCAGCAUGCUGUGAACCACAUGAAAGUGGCCUACAUGCCACCCCUGCAAGAUAUAGGCCUCCAUCCGCAACAUGUCCAGUUUGCCUUUUCCAUCAGUAACCAACAUGGUGGCACUUUGCACGGGAUCUGCUUUAACAUUACAAUUCUUCCAGUGGACAAUCAAGUUCCUGAGGUGUUUACCAAUCCCCUGAGAGUGACUGAGGGAGGUCAAUGUGUCAUCAGCACAGAGAAUGUCCUGGUUUCUGAUGUGGAUACCAAACUGGACAACAUCUGCCUCUCCCUACAAAGACUGCCUCAGUGUGGAAGGGUGGAGCUGGAUGGAUUUCCUCUAAACACAGGAGGCACAUUUUCUUGGGGAGACCUCCGUGCCUUAAAAGUUAGGUAUCAGCAUGAUGGAUCUGAGAGACUUCAGGAUGACAUAUUCUUGGAGGUCACAGAUGGCACGAAUUCAGCAGAAUUUGUUCUACAUGUUGAGGUAUUCCCUGUAAAUGAUGAGCCACCAAUCCUAAAGGCUGACCUCAUCCCCAUGAUGCAUUGCUCAGAGGGCGAAGAGGUGGUCAUCACCUCUGAAUACAUUUUGGCUACUGAUGUGGACAGUGAUGACUUGAAGCUGAUGUUUGUGAUUGCUCGAGAGCCUCAGCAUGGUGUGGUGAGGAAAGCUGGAGUCACAGUGGAUCAGUUCUCUCAGGGAGAUGUCAUCUCAGGGGCUGUGACAUACAAACACACGGGUGGUGAGAUUGGCCUGGUGCCUUGUUUUGAUGCCAUUACAUUGGUGGUUUCGGAUGGAGAAGCUGGCCCGUCUGUGAAUGGCUGUUGCUACAAUGGGCCUCAUCCAUCUGUUCCUCUUCAUGAGUCCUUUCCAGUGUAUGACCUCAAUAUCACGGUACAUCCAGUGGACAACCAAUCACCUUCAAUUGCAAUAGGUACCAUGUUCGUGGUAGAUGAGGGUUUCUCUGCAGCCGUUACCAUUAACCAUUUGUCUGCCACUGACCCUGACACUGCAGCAGACGACUUGGAAUUUGUUUUGGUUUCUCCUCCCCAGUUUGGCUACCUUGAGAACACGCUUCCUUCUGCAGGUUUUGAAAAAAGCAAUAUGGGCAUAAGCAUAGCUUCGUUCCGGUGGAAAGACAUGAAGGCUUUGCAUAUUAACUAUGUGCAGGCCAAGCAUCUGAGGAUGGAACCAACAGCUGACCAGUUCAUGGUGUAUGUCACAGAUGGGAAGCGACGCUCCUUGGAGAUACCAUUUUACGUUAUCAUCAACCCCACGAAUGAUGAAGCUCCUGACUUUGUAGUGCAGAAUAUUACUGUAUGUGAGGGUCAGAUGAAAGAACUGGAUUCCUCCAUCAUCAGUGCUGCUGAUCUAGAUGUUCCCAAGGACGCUUUGCUGUUCAGCAUCACUCAUAAACCACGCCAUGGCCUCCUCAUCAAUGGGGUGCUUAGCAAAGACUUUCCUCAAAAUAAGCAGCCUGUGAACCCUGGCCAGAAGCAUGAACUUGUUCAGAACUUUUCCUUGGAACUUCUCAAGAAUGGACUGAAGUUGAUGUAUGUGCAUGAUGACUCAGAGAGCCUUGCUGAUGACUUUACAGUCCAGUUGUCAGAUGGGAAACAUAAGAUAUUAAGAACGAUUUCUGUGGAGAUCACCCCAGUUAAUGAUGAGAAACCAAUGCUGAGCAAGAAGGCUGAAAUUACAGUGAAAAUGGGUGAAACUCGUAUUAUUUCUAGUGCCAUUCUUUCAGCCAUAGAUGAAGACUCACCCAGGGAGAAGAUUGACUAUUUGUUUGAAAGGCUUCCCCAAAAUGGGCAGCUUCAACUUAAGAUAGGGAGGAACUGGGUCCCUCUCUACCCUGGCAUGAAAUGCACUCAGGAGGAAGUGGAUCUGAACUUGCUCAGAUACACACACACCGGGGCGAUGGAUUCCCAGGACCGAGACAGCUUCACCUUCUACCUCUGGGAUGGUGACAACAGAUCACCAGCAUUUGACUGUCACAUCACCAUCAAGGAUAUGGGAAAAGGUGAUAUUGUCAUCCUUGUGAAACCGCUGGUGGUGUCUAAAGGUGACCGAGGUUUCUUGACGACCACCACUCUCCUUGCUGUGGAUGGAACAGACAAACCCGAGGAACUGCUCUAUGUCAUCACCUCCCCUCCGCGGUAUGGCCAGGUUGAGUAUGUCCGCUAUCCUGGAGUCCCCAUUACAAGCUUCAGCCAAAUGGACAUAGCAGGACAGACAGUCUGCUAUGUACAUAAGAGCAAGGCAGCUGUCUCCCGUGACACCUUCAGAUUCCUCGUCAGCAAUGGCCUGCAGACCAAACACGGGGUGUUUGAGAUCACCCUGGAGACCGUGGACAGAGCCUUACCUGUGGUGACCAGGAACAGGGGGCUGAGGCUGGCCGAAGGCGCCACAGGCCUGCUUUCCCCUGACCUCCUCCAGCUGACCGACCCUGACACCCCAGCGGAGAAACUCACCUUCGUGUUGGCCCAGCUCCCACAACAAGGCCAGCUUUACGUGCGGGGGACAGAGCUACUUCAACACAACUUCACUCAGCAGGAUGUGGACAGCAGGGAUGUGGCCUACCGGCACCUGGGAGGGGACUCCCGGAUUGACUGCUUUACCUUUGUGGCCACAGAUAGGACAAACCAAGGCUUUGUUGUGGAUGGGAGAGUGGGCCAAGAGCCUGUGUCAUUCACCAUCCAGGUUGACCAGUUGGACAAAACAGCCCCCUACAUCACACACUUGCAUUCCCCUUCUCAAGUGGGGCUCCUAAAAAAUGGCUGUUACGGGAUUUACCUCACUUCCCACGUGUUGAAGGCAUCAGACCCUGACACCGAUGACGAUCUGAUCAUCUUUAAGAUUUUACGAGGCCCCCAACAUGGACAUCUGGAGAACACAACAGGUGAAUUUAUCCAUGAGAAAUUUAUCCAAAAGGACUUAAACAGUAAGACCAUUCUUUACAUCAUAAACCCAUCUUUGGAAGUGAAUUCAGAUAUCAUGGAAUUUCAAAUCAUGGACCCCACAGGGAACUCUGCGACUCCUCAAAUUUUGGAACUGAAGUGGUCUCAUAUUGAAUGGUCACAGACUGAAUAUGAGGUCUGCGAGAAUGUGGGCAUGUUGCCCUUGGAAAUUACCAGAAGAGGAUAUUCCAUGGACUCAGCCUUCGUGAGUGUAAAGGUCAACCAAGUGUCAGCUACAGUUGGAAAAGACUUCACUCUGACUCCAUCUACACUGAUUCAGUUUGACCCAGGAAUGUCAACUAAGAUGUGGAAUAUAGCAAUUACCUAUGACGGUUUAGAGGAAGACAAUGAGGCCUUUGAAGUAAUUCUGAACUCCCCUGUGAAUGCGGUUCUUGGCACAAAGACAAAAGCUGCAGUGAAAAUUUUGGACUCAAAAGGAGGGCAGUGCCAUCCUUCACAUUCCUUCAACCCCAACCAGCACAACGCACAGGAGAAGGGCAUUUGGUACCCACUGUCCCCAGGGUCUUCCUCACCCACCACUUCUGGUUCCUUUCAUCUGGAAAGAAGACCCCUUCCAUCUAACAAGCAGCCGGCAGUCACUAGGGGAGACAACCAACAGGGCUUUGAGUCUCCAGAUGUUUCUCGUAUGAAGCUUAGGACCCGGGGGAAUGGCAAAAUGGUUCUUCCAUCCUCUGUUCAUAGAAAUGGAACCGACAUCAUCUAUAAUCUGGAGGAAGACGGCUCUCCAUCUCACAAACGGAAGGCCAAAGUAUCCAUUAUUCGUCAGCCACAAAAGACAAGCAAAGAGGCAGAGCUGCCUCAGGCAGAUAAGGACCCGCUGCCCUCAUUUCCAAAGAACUGCACACUGGAAUUAAAGGGCCUUUUCCACUUCCAAGAAAGCCUCCGAAAGCUAUACAAGUGUGAUGGGGUUACGUGGAAAGCUUGGAGCCCCCAAAGCGAGGAGGUGGAAGGUAAAUCCUGCCCAGCUGGUUGGCACCAUCACUCAGGCUACUGCCACUCCCUGAUCACAGAGCAGAAAGUCACCUGGAACACAGCUGCCCGAGCUUGCAAGGAACAUCACCUGGGCAGCCUUGUGACAGUUCUCUCUAGACGGCACAUGCGAUGGCUCUGGGACAUCAGUGGAGGGAAACCCUUCUGGAUAGGUUUGAAUGACCAAGUGCGUGCUGGCCACUGGGAGUGGAUCGGCGGGGAACCUGUCACCUUCACCAACUGGAGGAAAGGGCCCCCUCAACGUUUAAAGCGUGGCAAGAACUGCGUUUUGGCUCAGAGACAAGGGAAGUGGCAAACACAGGACUGUAGGAAGGGCAAGGCUCACAAUUACGUGUGCUCCAGGAAACUCUAAACGUAACUGGCCUCACAGGUGCCCACCUGGGAUUUCUCACCUAUUUAUUCACAGGAUUUGUGCAUAUUGUUCAAUACAAAACAAGGUGUCAUGACUGACUUAGUACAUUUUUUUAAUCAUAGUAUAUGAGUGAUUCUAUCUAGUAAAAAAGGAACAUUGAAGAAUAUAGUUCCAGGAAGAUUGAUCAAUGAGCAUUUUUCAGGAAGAGAUACAAUUCUUACAUCUUAGUACCUUUCAAAACAAAUGCCUGAAGUAUUAUAGAAGAUGUGCGUACUCCUACCCUGACCCCACUCCGUAUCUGAGUUCACACCAAGUUCAUGGUCCUUGGAUUUUUUUUGUCCCAAGACCUCACGUUUUUGUCCCAUCCUGAAAUCUGUCCUGCAGGUGUUUGUACCACUUCAGUCUGAGGAAAGCUGACCCUACCAGCUCAUUAAAUCACAGCUGAACAGCAAAGGGUCAUUUUGUCCCUUUGGAGCCCUUUCGAAAGUGAAACCUGAGAUAAGAGGCUUGUAGAUAAAAAAGGAGAAUUCUCUGUGGUGGGAAAGGAAGGCUUUAGAUGGGAGAAUCUUGCAGAUGGAAGCUCAUUUGCAAAGCUCUAGUUCAGGUAAGAAUUCAGAGGCUACCUGUACGUCAGGGGUCUACCCAUCCCUACUCAUGAGACAGAUCUUUUUUUCCAGUAAAAAUGUUGACAUCUUACCAUCUCAGAGCUAAUCAUUACACUUCCCCCAGCCUUACAGAUUCAUGAGAAAUUUGAGGUAAUGUGAACCUCUCUUUUCAUCUGGGUAUAUGGUACAGACUAACAUUUCUCAAGGACAUUUGGAGUAGGGUUUAUGUGAGUGAUGGUUAACACAUGAAAGAAAAAUACUGCUUCCUCAGAAGUGUCCCAGUGAACUAUGUUGAUGAACAAAGAAAAAUAAUACUGAAAACAGAGCCCUUGAAAACCUACAUUCUCAGAACAGAUUUUGAUAUAACUUUGUGCCCUUAAAUCUCUAAUAUUUCUAGAAAUGGCAUGCUAACCUGAUUCUGUAACAUAAAGUUCCCUUAUUAAUUUAUAAUAUCAGCUGAAUGAAACAUUUUUGUAGCAGAAAAGUGUGUUGCAGCCUUACAGGAACUCCCUUCUGAAAUCAAGGUUUAAUUACAGGAAAUUAGAAAUUUAUUUCUGAAGCAUUUGCUCAGAAUUUUCCUUUUUUCAUAAUCACUGAAAAAUAUGGUUGUGCCAAAUGUAACUUACUCUAUGAGUAAUUCAGAGUAAUUUCAGAGUCAAAAUGGGGUUACCAAGUAUACCAAAGCUUUGGUGCAGGUUUUAUUAGAAUAACACAUUCGGUAAAACUAAAAUAAAUGAAAGAAAUUCAGUCCCGUUUCUGGAUAUAAAACAUGACAAACUUGUUUUAUUUCUGCUCAUUUAUCAAGAUUUUCGGUAUGAGAAAUAUUUACAAAGAAAAGUGGGGAUUAUGUUUAGGCAUUCCUACCUCUUACUUAAAUUUAAAAGCAUGGUGGCGUCGGAAGGCUCCUUACUUUAGGUAUCCCAAGUAGGCUCUAGACUGAUUACAACAUCCAGGUCUCUCAUACAACACAAGCACUCUCUGGUAUUUAACCAAAAUUUGCAAAACCCACCCUCCAUACCAGCUCCAGCCCUUUCUGAUCCACCGGCCUCUGCCAUGUGGGAAGGUGACAUGCCAGAUAAUGUAGCAAAGAGUUGGUUACCUAAAGAGUGAUAUCCUAGAAGGGAAAGUAAAAGCUCAAGAAAUAAAGAGUUCAGGGGCCACUCCCUGCUAGAAAUCCAGAGCUAUACUAACUAUUUAAAACUGGGAAUCCAGAACCACGGCUGUUAUGGAGAGAACCUGGUCAGCAUGGUAGAUUUUUAUACUUGUCUGCAAUGACAAUGGUGUUUAAUUGCAAAUGCUGGCACAAGGCGAGAAUGUUUUAUGAUUUUUGUAGCAACUAGAAAUACUAGAAUAAUAUUUUUAAAUGUUCCUGAUCAUGAAAGCAUCAUUCAGGUUGUAAAAUGCAAGUAAUUGAAUGAAGAUACAAACAAAAAUUCGGAGAAGUUGGGGGUGGGGCUGGGCAAUAUUUUUCAUGACCUUUAUUUCUUUCUCAUGAUUGCGCUUUGACUCAGGGGAAAAAAAGUAAAUGAUUG